GGUGUCGGCAAUUCGAAUCCUUGCGAUGUAUCAGUAUAUAAAGAGAUGAAACCCUAUCCAGAUUACGGGACGGGAAAAUACGUUUGCCGAUGUCCAGCGGUUGUACCGAACAACACGCAAGGUUGGACCAAAGUGAACACAGACCCUGUUAAAGUUGGAACCAAAGAUAAUAGACCAGGAAUUGUCAAGGUCCCAAAACCCGGCAAAAUCCUUAAGUUUAAACUAGUUCACGUGUGUGGUGGUAUUUCUUGUUCAUAUCGCUACCCUCUAACUCACUUUGGUUGUCACCAGUCGUUUUUUGGCCUUUUCAUAACCGACACUACAAAGCAGGUACUAUCACCCAAGCUAAAGCACCAACAUGCCUCUUUUUACAGCAUCCCAGGUUCAACGCCUUACGACGCCGAAUUCACGCUUCCUGAAAUGUCCCCAACUCUUAACGUUGCUAACCAACAAGAGCUCCAAAUUUGGACUGAUUCGCACGUAUACACGAUUCUCAUAAUGGCCGACACUAAUUAG
This is a messenger RNA of Exaiptasia diaphana, 516 nucleotides long. RefSeq lists its product as uncharacterized. The record is from RefSeq and is a predicted model, not a curated record. Lineage: Eukaryota; Metazoa; Cnidaria; Anthozoa; Actiniaria; Aiptasiidae.